CUCCGUUCGGCCGGUUCUCCCGGGAAGCUAUUAAUAGCAUUACGUCAGCCUGGGACUGGCAACACGGAGUAAACGACCGCGCCGCCAGCCUGAGGGCUAUAAAAGGGGUGAUGCAACGCUCUCCAGGCCACAGUCGCACGCAGCCAGGCGCGCACUGCACAGCUCUCUUCGCUCGCCGCCGCCCGAGCGCACCCUUCAGCCCGCGCGCCGGCCGUGAGUCCUCGGUGCCCGCCCGCCCCCGUCCAGACCCUGCCUGUCCUCCGGACCCUGGCCGCCCCGAGCGGAGCCUGGAGCAAAAUGAUGCUUCAACACCCAGGCCAGGUCUCUGCCUCGGAAGUGAGUGCUUCUGCCAUCGUCCCCUGCCUGUCCCCUCCUGGGUCACUGAUGUUUGAGGAUUUUGCUAACCUGACGCCCUUUGUCAAGGAAGAGCUGAGGUUUGCCAUCCAGAACAAGCACCUCUGCCACCGGAUGUCCUCUGCACUGGAGACAGUCACUGUCAGCGACAGACCCCUCGGGGUGUCCAUCACAAAAGCCGAGGUAGCCCCUGAAGAAGAUGAAAGGAAAAAGAGGCGACGAGAAAGAAAUAAGAUUGCAGCAGCAAAGUGCCGAAACAAGAAGAAGGAGAAGACGGAGUGCCUGCAGAAACUCCCAAGGCCUUUUUGGGUCCAGAAGACCUGCAUAUGGGCUGUUGACUCAUGCAAAUGAGGUAUCUGAACUGCAGCUUCAGUAUUAGCAGAGUCACAGGCCGCCUCUGUGGCAUCACCAGGGCUUCUCUGAAGAAGAGGGUCUGCAUUUUCCUAAACCCAGUGCUGCUCUCCCAUCUCCCAUCUUCCUCUCCCAGCUUGAUGAGCCCCAGGGUGUCCCAGGUAGACCCCUGUAUCCAGGCAGCAGCCCAGGCCACCCCGUCCUCACUGGCCGUUGGUUCCUUUCUUGAUACCUCGGUUGCUUGUCCUCCAGGAGUCGGAGAAGCUGGAAAGUGUGAAUGCUGAACUGAAGGCUCAGAUUGAGGAGCUCAAGAAUGAGAAGCAGCAUUUGAUAUACAUGCUCAACCUCCAUCGGCCCACAUGUAUUGUCCGGGCUCAGAAUGGGCGGACUCCAGAAGAUGAGAGAAACCUCUUUAUCCAACAGAUAAAAGAAGGAACAUUGCAGAGCUAAGCAGUCGUGGUAUGGGGGCAAUUGGGGAGGCCUCACUGAAUCCUCGUUUUAUACCCAAAACCCUGAAGCCAUUGGAGAGCUGUCUUCCUGUGUACCUCUAGAAUCCCAGCAGCAGAGAACCAUCAAGGCAGGAGGGCCUGCAGUGAUUCAGCGGGCCUUUCCCAUUCUGCCCCAGAGUGGGUCUUGGACCAAGGCAAGUGCAUCUUUGCCUCAACUCCAGGAUUUAGGCCUUAACACACUGGCCAUUCUUAUGUUCCAGAUGGCCCCCAGCUAGUGUCCUGCCCGCCUAUCAUCUGGAUUCUACAAAAAACCAGGAUGCCCACCAUUAGGAUUCAUGCAGAAGUGUCUGUACCUUGGGUGGGAGAGAUGGGGCCAUCUCAUUCACUGUGGCUACCAUUGUCACUCGUAGGGGAUGUGGAGUGAGAACAGCAUUUAGUGAAGCUGUGCAACGGCCAGGAUUGUGCUUUCUAGCAAAUAUGCUGUUACGUCCAGAAAUUCCGUGUGCAAGAAAACUAGACAGUGUACUCUUCUGAUGUUUGUGUCACACAACACUGAUGUGACUUUUACAUGCUUUUUCUCAGAUCUGGUUUCUAAGAGUUUGGGGGGGCGGGGCUGUCACCACGUGCAGUAUCUCAAGAUAUUCAGGUGGCCAGAAGAGCUUGUCAGCCCCUGGAGAACAGAAUUCUCCCAGUGUUAGCACAAAAUCCAUGGGCAGCAUGAUGGCAGGUCCUCUGUUGCAAACUCAGUUCCAAAGUCACAGGAAGAAAGCAGAAAGUUCAACUUCCAAAGGGUUAGGACUCUCCACUCAAUGACUUAGGUCAGGAGUUGUGUCUAGGCUGGAAGAGCCAAAGAAUAUUCCAUUUUCCUUGUGGUUGAAAACCACAGUCAGUGGAGACAUGUUUGGAAACCACAGUCAGUGAAGCCUAGGUGGUGCCCAGGCUUUAGCAUUAUUGGAUGUCAAUAGCAUUGUUUUUGUCAUGUAGCUGUUUUAAGAAAUCUGGCCCAGGGUGUUUGCAGCUGUGAGAAGUCACUCACACUGGCCACAAGGACGCUGGCUACUGUCUGUCAAAAUUCUGAUGUUUCUGUGAAAUUCUCAGAGUGUUUAAUUGUGCUCAAUAGUAUCAUUACAAUUUUCUGUAAGAGAAAAUAUUACUUAUUUAUCCUAGUAUUCCUAACCUGUCAGAAUAAUAAAUAUUGGAACCAAGACAUGGUAAA
Molecule: messenger RNA, 2370 nt
Organism: Symphalangus syndactylus (siamang)
Lineage: Eukaryota; Metazoa; Chordata; Mammalia; Primates; Hylobatidae
Gene: ATF3
Product: activating transcription factor 3
Biological process (GO): regulation of transcription by RNA polymerase II
Cellular component (GO): nucleus
Molecular function (GO): RNA polymerase II cis-regulatory region sequence-specific DNA binding; DNA-binding transcription factor activity, RNA polymerase II-specific
Source: RefSeq, a predicted model, not a curated record